Molecule: messenger RNA, 670 nt
Organism: Microstroma glucosiphilum
Lineage: Eukaryota; Fungi; Basidiomycota; Exobasidiomycetes; Microstromatales; Microstromataceae
Product: putative RPL11B-ribosomal protein L11
Exons: 4
Coding region: 48-545 (165 amino acids)
Biological process (GO): translation
Cellular component (GO): cytosolic large ribosomal subunit; ribosome
Molecular function (GO): RNA binding; structural constituent of ribosome
Source: RefSeq, a predicted model, not a curated record
CCUCUUCAAGACUAAUCUCACAAUGGCUGAGUCAAAGGCUUAACCCUAUGAAGGAGCUCCGCGUGGACAAGCUCGUCAUCAACAUCUCCGUCGGAGAGUCCGGUGACAGGCUGACCCGAGCCACCAAGGUUCUUGAGCAGCUGACUGGUCAGUCGCCCGUCACCUCCAAGGCCCGCUACACCCUCCGAGGUUUCGGUAUCCGACGUAACGAGAAGAUCGCUUGCCACGUCACCGUCCGAGGCCCCAAGGCAGAGGAGAUUCUGGAGCGAGGCCUCAAGGUCAAGGAGUACGAGCUGCGACGCAGGAACUUCUCCGAGACCGGUAACUUCGGUUUCGGUAUCACCGAGCACAUUGACCUGGGUAUCAAGUACGACCCGGCAAUCGGUAUCUUCGGUGCCGACUUCUUCGUCGUCAUGACCCGCCCUGGUGCCCGUGUCGCCCGCCGCAAGGAGAGGACCUCGCGCGUUGGUGCUCCCCACCGUGUGAAGAAGGAGGACACAGCCGCUUGGUUCAAGCAGCGCUUCGACGGUAUCAUCAUGCGCUAAAUGUUGCGCGGUUGAUGAGCAAUCGAGUCACGGCAGCCCCUUUCUUCUCACUCUGUACACAUCAUUCCCUUGGCCUGACGUGAGGAAUACAUCUUCUCUCGCCUUGCGGGUCACACAUCGCAUUC